Molecule: messenger RNA, 1480 nt
Organism: Drosophila navojoa
Lineage: Eukaryota; Metazoa; Arthropoda; Insecta; Diptera; Drosophilidae
Product: acyl-coenzyme A thioesterase 9, mitochondrial
Biological process (GO): acyl-CoA metabolic process
Cellular component (GO): mitochondrion
Molecular function (GO): fatty acyl-CoA hydrolase activity
Source: RefSeq, a predicted model, not a curated record
AAUUAAAGUCGUAUUUGGAAUAUUAUUCAAAAUUGGAAACAAUUUAUGUGAAUGAUCGAUUAGGAUGGUCCGGAUGCUAAGAAAACCCAGAUCUGUGUUAACCGCGUCCCGUUUCCUGCGAUCUCGAUGUAAAACGCGUCUUGUUUGCUCGCAGAUCCUACAUCAGUCUGCUACUCGGUACCAUUGGCAUGAUACAUGUGAAUUUGAUGCCUUUCAGUCUGGUCACUGUUCGGGCACAAUGUCAGAUGUGAGUAAAAAUAUACGGAAACAAAUUGGUUUGGAGCCGGGCUAUUAUACGAUACCCAAGUGUAGGGCAAAUCUGCUGAAGUAUACACCAAAGCGUGAGGAUCUGCCAAGUCGUAGCAUGGCCGAUUCUUUCACAACGGCGAUAUUGCCACUGAGUUCGAGUUCGUAUCGAGAGCGCUAUGUCAAUCACUUGCGUCGAGUGCGUAUGGGACGACUGAUGGAGGAGCUGGAUUUGUUUGCGGUGUGGAUCUGUCAUCGUCAUACGAGUGUGCCGACUUUGCCCAAGGGCAUACCGUUGCCCUAUAUAUUUGUCACGGUGCUGGUCGAGAGCGUGGAGUUUUCAAACAGCAAUAAGAUCUCGGCAUCUGAAGACAUAUCCUUGUGUGGCCAUGUCUCGUGGACUGGCAUGACCUCCAUGGAAAUAACCAUUUACUUGCAGCAAAACUUUCGAACCAUCCUCAAAGCCAUAUUUGUGGUGGUCGCACGCAAUGCAACGAAUACAGCAGCGGCACCAAUCAAUCCACUAGCUCCGGCCAAUGAGAAGGAGAAGGCGUGCUACAAGGAAUCGGUUAAGAGGUCUGAAGCACGCCAGCACAAACACUCAAAGAGUGCCCUUUACAUCCGACCCACCAAAGAAGAUGAGAAGCUAAUGUUCGAGAUCUUCAAGCGUACCCAGGGCACAAAUGCUAAUGAUAUGUACAAUCUUGAAUUGCCAGCCAAUUGCAGAUGGAUGUCUGAAUCGAAUCAGACUACCUUGCUGCGCGCCUUCCCCGAUAAUCGCAACUUGCACAAUCAUAUUUUUGGGGGAUUCGUAAUGCGAACUGCUGUAGAGAUCAGUUCGAUUACCGCCUGUCUUUAUGCUGGCGGUCGACCACUGAUCGAGUGCAUCUCGGAUGUGGCAUUCUAUAGUCCAGUGAAGGUGAACUCGUUUAUCAAAUUAACAGCGUACGUGGUCUAUACCUAUAAGAAGUAUAUUCAGUUGUUGACAAUUGUGGAAGUCUUGCAGGAGAACAGUUCGUCGCAUUUGACAACAAAUGCGUUGUUUCUCAUCUACAAGGCUGAGCGAAAUGUCCAAGAGGUGCUGCCAAUUACGUAUGAAGAGUCGUUGUGCUAUAUAAACGGUCGCAAGAAGUUUCGUGCUUUCCAGAAGUUAAGACAGGAUCGAUUGAGAAAUUUAAAGCAGUUUCAAAAAACCGAAAAGUCUGCCUAAUAAAAAACAUUUUAUAAACACUCU